AUGAAAAACCUUUGCCGCUUCUUUCCUCCUCUUCUCUUCCUCACGGGUUUGGUUAUACUUGUAUCCGUGACCCACGCCCAUACCCACGACCUGGAUACCCACUCGCCCACCCUGGCAUGCCAAUCCACCUCGAACCCGAAACGAUGCCGUUUCGUCCUACUGUCAUUCGGAUCCCCAAGCCCCGACCCGCUCCACUACGCAAAGCUCUUCCUCAAACAAUGCCUCAAAGACGCCCAUCGCCUCUCCCGCAUUUUCAAGUCCCACGUCCAGCUCCACCACGAGCGGCAGUCGCUGUCGGAGGCUCCACGGCUCCGCCUCAUGGAGGCCCGCGCGCUCGAAGACUGCCGUCAGCUCGUGGAGUUCACGAUGGACGACUUGCAGGCCGCGAGGGCCGAGUUGCCCUCGGCCGGGUCUCCCACUGGCGAACUCGGGAGCCGAGUCCAGACUCAGCUCACCGCCGUAGUCACUUAUCAAGACACGUGCUUGGAGGGGCUAAAGGAAUCGGGGAGCAAAAUCGGCGGCGCGGUGACCGCGCCAGUGGCGAGCGCCUCCGAAUUGUUUAGCCUUUCACUGUCUUUGGUGUCUCGGACGCUGGGGUCCGCCGCAAGGGAAGGUCAGAGCGGCGCCGGCAGUCGGGAUCGGUUUCCCGGUGAGGCGUACUGGGCUCACCAACCAAUAUCCACUCUCACCAAGGUUUUAGAAAGAAGAGACGACUACAGUGACAAUGGAGGAUCAAUGCGGUUGGAGAAUCUGAGGGAGUUGUUGAAAGAGAGUGGGAUCAAGGUGAAGGGGCUAGUGACAGUGGGCACAGGCGGCGGCGGCAACACCACCACCGCCAACUUCACGACCAUCGGAGAAGCCAUCGCCACCGCUCCCAACGACACUAAUUUCUACACGGGCGGCUACUUUGUUAUUUACAUACAGAAAGGAGUGUACGAGGAGAACCUUCUUGUGCCCAAAAAUAAGAGUAGUAUCAUGAUGAUCGGCGACGGCAUCAACCAGACGGUCGUCACCGGCAGCCGGAACGUCGCCGACGGCUGGACUACCUACAACUCCGCCACCUUCGCCGUCGCCGGCGACAGAUUUGCAGCCAUAGACAUAACGUUCAAAAACACGGCGGGGCCUGAGAAGCACCAGGCGGUGGCCGUCCGGUGCAGCGCCGACCUGAGCGUCUUCUUCCGCUGCAGCUUCGAAGGGUUCCAGGACACUCUCUACGUCCACACUCACCGGCAAUUCUACAGAGAGUGCCAGAUUUACGGCACCGUCGACUUCAUCUUCGGCAACGCCGCCUCCAAUUUCCAAAACUGCGGCAUCUUCGCUCGAAAACCCAUGGCCAACCAGACCAACAUCGUCACGGCCCAGGGUCGAACCGACCCGACCCAGGCCAGCGGCAUCUCCAUCCAGAACUGCACCGUCCGGCCCGCGCCCGACUUGGCCGCGGACCUCAACUCGACCAAGUCCUAUCUGGGGCGGCCCUGGAAGAAUUACUCCCGGACCGUCUACAUGCAGUCCGACAUCGACGGGUUCAUUGACCCGGCCGGGUGGUCGCCCUGGAGCGGAACGGCCGGGUUGGACACGCUUUUCUACGGGGAGUUUGAGAAUUACGGGCCGGGUUCGAACAUGUCGGAUCGGGUUCAGUGGCCCGGCUUUAAAGUGAUGAACUUGUCACAGGCUGUGCGUUUUACCGCGUAUAAUUUCACUUGGGCAGAUCUAUGGUUGCCUGCCAUUGUUCCCUUCAAUGUAGGAUUGCGGUAA
Messenger RNA from Malania oleifera, 1755 nucleotides. Its product is annotated as probable pectinesterase/pectinesterase inhibitor 47. Gene Ontology annotation, molecular function: pectinesterase inhibitor activity; pectinesterase activity. Gene Ontology annotation, biological process: cell wall modification. The transcript has 3 exons. The record is from RefSeq and is a predicted model, not a curated record. Lineage: Eukaryota; Viridiplantae; Streptophyta; Magnoliopsida; Santalales; Ximeniaceae. Bases 1 to 1755 code for a protein of 584 amino acids.